GGAAAGGGGAGCAGCCCUCCGUGCGUUGCGCCAUCAGCCACACGUCCGACGUGUGGAGCUCACCCGGAACGCCAUGGACAUCAACUCCGUUGACAGCUCCCUCUACGAUGACAUCAGCCAGACCUCGAGCAUCACUCUGGUGAGGGCACUUUUCGAAUCGAACAGAUCCAUGCACCCGCCCGCGGUGUGUCCAUCCAUCCAUCCAUCCAUCCAUCCAUCCAUGUUUUGUGAUGUCUUUUUUUUUGUGCAGUGGACGACGUUCGGUGUGUUGUCUGCGUUGGGUCUGUUCAUGUGGGUGCGGGCCAUCACCGCCACCCAGAAAAGGGCCAUCAACUCGGACAACAUCUGUAUGGCCGUACUCCUCACCGGCGCAUUCACCUACCUCGGUACCUACUUGAUGAAGAGACCAGGGAGGGAGGGAGGGAGGGAUGGACAGCACCCAGACAGAUGCAUCUGUGCCGCAUUGUUCUGGUUGCUGUGCGGAUGGUGCAGGUAUGAGUUUCGGCGUGGGCAAGGAGUUGUAUGCCGACAAGACGGGCGACCACUACCGCGUGACGCUGCAGCUGCGAUACAUAGGCCGACUCGUCGGCGGCGCACUGCUCGGAUACGCAGUCUCACACCUGGCCAGGUACCAUACGGUGAAUGAAUGGCCACAUGGAUGCGAUUCUGUGUUGGUCUGUGUAUCUACCGACCUGUGUGUGUGUACGUCAGGGCGACCCGGUACAUGCAGCUGGUGCUGAUGGUGCUUUGGGGCAUCAUUGUCACCUCACUCCGAUACGGUGCGAAUGACCUGCCUACCAUGCCUACAAAGGACUGCUUAGCAUCUGUUCCGCGUGUUUGGGUCCACGUGUACUGUUGCAGGUCUUCUGGUGGAAUGGGAUGGCCGCUGGUCGUUCUGGGGCUUCGCUCUGGCCGUCUACGUGGUGUACACCUACCUCCUCACAUUCGAAAUCGCCCAAAACGUAGUCGACGCUGAGGUGCAGGUACGCCACACAUCGGUGUGUAUCCAAACAUACAUACAUAGCACAUGGGUGGGAUUGGGUGCGGGUGAUGGAUGUACCUGUGUAUCCGUUUGUCUGUCUGUCUGUCUGUCAGUGGACGUACAACUUUCUGUCGACGAGCACGAGUGUGUUGAUCGGCUUCUACUUUUUGUUCUACGUCCUGGGGGAGAUAAUGCAAGUCGUCGACGUGGAAGUCGAAAUGUACGUAUGGAUGGACAAUUGUGUGGCAAAGGGAGGGAGGGAGGGAGAAGAAUGCCGUUUGACGCUUCCAAGCGUAUGCGGAUAUAUGUGUGUAUGUGUGCUCAGCAUCGUGCAUUGCGUCAUGGAUUUCCUGCUGCUGGGCUGCCUCCCCACCGCCAUCACGUUCCUCGAGAACUCCGUCGACGAGGGGCUUUUGCCUUCGGUACGUUAUAGGAAACUACCAUACACCGAUGCAUGGUGUUCGACCAUGAGUCCUUUCCUUGUCGAUGUGUACCUGGAUGAGUGCAGCAAGAGCAGGAGAUGAACCUCUACCCAGGUACACAGACAAAGCCAGCAACCAACUACAAGAGGCAAAUGAACAGCUGCAAUUCCAUCUAUCUAUCUAUCCAUCGUGGUGUUGUCUGUGUGUGGUCCAUCCCCCUUCCCCUUCAUUUUCCUCCCAUGUGUGCAGGCCCCCACAAGGUCGGUUUCCACCCCAACCCCGAGUACUACGAAAACUAAACAUGUCGCGCCAACAAUAAAACACACGCAUAGCGUGUGUACUGAUAGAGAUAGCCUUCCAUUCAGCCUGCCUACUUCUUUCCUUGACUUCUUCCCGUGACUUUUUUCUUUUGUAUUGGCUGGUCGCACACACACGAAGGGGGUGUUGAUUCGAUGGUGCUGCGUGUCCUUGUACGUUCUCGGGUUCUUCAAAGCACACGUCUGGAUGGGCUGGGUGGAUUGGGUGGCUGGCUGGCUGGCUGUGUGGUAGGGAAGUGAGUGGAAUGCAUGAGGUGAAUGUUUGGCAGAGAGGGGCUGGCUGGCAUCGAAUUACGCACCCGUACGUGCAGUGUACAGACAGGCAGACUUCUAGAACACCCCGCUGACCGACAAGCGUGUCUGUGUGACGGAUCCCCGGAGCUAGACGAACACUGAGCGUUGUCGAACGAAUCAUUUUCCAAGAAUGAGUCCUGAGGAG
Messenger RNA from Vitrella brassicaformis, 2160 nucleotides. Lineage: Eukaryota; Vitrellaceae. The record is from the annotation of a GenBank genome assembly.